Molecule: messenger RNA, 2040 nt
Organism: Anopheles stephensi (Asian malaria mosquito)
Lineage: Eukaryota; Metazoa; Arthropoda; Insecta; Diptera; Culicidae
Exons: 3
Coding region: 671-1369 (232 amino acids)
Source: RefSeq, a predicted model, not a curated record
CUCGAAGAAAGUAAACCGACCGGCGCUCACCCCUAACGCAACGGAACGGCUAAUCGCGGGCUGAGCGAAAUGCGUGCUCACCGAGCCAGCCGUGUAAAGAAAGAGGCGUCGGAGAAGAUCGAACCAUGUUCGGGCACCAGAAAGGGGCUGCUCAGUUUGCGUUCAGUUUUCAAGCGGUUUGGUUUUGCGAAAACGUCCCUGUGUCCGGGUGCGUUUGGUCGGUCCCGAAAAUCGCCGCUGUGGUUAUAAACUGUUGUUCGUACACCAAAAACGUGUCAAAUGUGGCUCUGAUUCAUCGUUUUGCCAUUGGACUGAAAACGGGUUGCUUUUGUGCGCCAGUGAGCUGCUUCAGUGUUGUUGAGGAGAUGCGGUGGAAGUAGUAAUUCCCUGUUUCCCGAAAAGCAUUCAAAAGCCGUUUUGGUUGUUUGGCCGCAGUUUAAUCCCGGUGGAAUUAGCACACUAGGUUUGGGACGUCAGACGAGAGGGUCCGGGACAGCUGUCCGAUCGGAUUCGCGAAGAUACGAUCAGUCUACGGCUGAUGCUGGCGGUGGCAAGAUCAUUUUUGUGAAGGCAUUCAAAUUUUGGUGUCCAGUGAAAGGAACGCUUCGGGUUUUGCUGGACGAAGCUGAAGAAAGGAAUCACAAGGAGCUGUCCAAAAAACCAGAGCAGGAUGUAUCAUCACACCACGUCACGAAGAUGGUACCUCACAGGCGCCUCACUCCUACUGCUCACAAUCACCCUAACGAUCACUGCCGAAGCCGCUAGCCUUUCGACGGAGGAACGUCACUCUGGAACAGAUAUCGCUGAGUCUCGGACAUUCGGACGUAUCAGACGACUGCAGGCAAUGAUCGUUCCGGUGAUGUUUUUCCUGGGCGUUAUGAAGACACUGCUCACCUUCCUGGUAGCGAUCAGCUUGAAGACACUGUUCGUCGGCGUCUCCAUACUGAUGAUCAACAUUGGCCUAGCGAUGGCAAAGGUGAUCGCCUUCUUCAAGACGAAACACUCGCACGAACACUACGGUGGCUAUAGUGCCGGUGGUGGUUGGUCCGAUAAGAAUAUCCACGUGCAUAUCCACAACGAUGGGUACGUGCAGCAUGGGAGUGUACCGCUAGAGUUUGAUCAUGCGCCACCGAUAGCAUCUCUGCAGCAUACAGCACCAAACGUAUUCCCAAGCUAUGGACCACCGGUUCUUAACUCCUACCAUCAGGCAGCUCACCGGUCACGAAGCGAUACCGUAGCCGACCCCAUCUACGUCCCAGCAGCGACCGAUAGGGAUGAGAAACUGUAUCCGAAAAUUCUAAUCUCCGAUCGGGAUAAGCUCGAUCAGAUCUACGCACAAUGGAGACAGCUGAACCGGAAUGGACGAUAGGGAACGGUCCGCCAGGAACCAUGGAUCUAGUGAUGCCAAAAACACAACCAACAAGACUUCCCUCCACUAAACACCUCAACGUUCCCAACGCACAAUGGGGUCUCAGCCUAAUUGAAUUUGGCGUACAAGACCGUCAGGAAAAAUAGGGCCAUUUUCUAUUCAUUUGAGCUCAGUGAAAUUUGGACUCCACCGGGAACUGCCUGCCUGUCUGCCUGUCCCACAAAACCUUUGUACUAUAUUAUUUAAUUCCAUUGUAGGUAUUUUGUUUACUGUACUCUAUGAGGGCUGCUCUCAAUUAGCUCAGCGUACUUAGGAUCUGAUUAAUCUUUAAGCUUAACGAUGCGAUAGAUAGAUUUCAAGGCCAUCCUUACUCGAGCGAAACGAAUGAAUGCAAUGAAGCAGAUGAACGAACCAGUGAAUGGAGAAGACACGUGCCAAAGUGGUUUUUUUGACCAGCAGGCACCAACCAUAACAACCUAACUCGACAAAAGCUCCGUGUGCUAAUGGGUUCGUUUGUGCUGUAGGCGCUUCAAGAUAAGGGCAAUAAAAACUGAUACCUAGACAUACCGGGGAAGCCACCACACCUAAUGGCGGUGUGCCAACAUGCCUUCGGUCAUGCGCAUCGAUAUGGAAGUUAUCCCCGAGUAAAGGGAAGCAAACAAUUUUCCUAA